This is a messenger RNA of Pistacia vera, 1307 nucleotides long. RefSeq lists its product as uncharacterized. The transcript has 3 exons. The record is from RefSeq and is a predicted model, not a curated record. Lineage: Eukaryota; Viridiplantae; Streptophyta; Magnoliopsida; Sapindales; Anacardiaceae. Bases 1 to 1299 code for a protein of 432 amino acids. Gene Ontology annotation, cellular component: RNA polymerase II transcription regulator complex. Gene Ontology annotation, biological process: regulation of transcription by RNA polymerase II. Gene Ontology annotation, molecular function: protein dimerization activity; DNA-binding transcription factor activity, RNA polymerase II-specific; RNA polymerase II transcription regulatory region sequence-specific DNA binding.
AUGUCUCCUCCAGUAUCUCUUAACAACUACAGUCAUGUUCAUAAAAUUUCGGUCUCAUCGCCUUUCUACGUGUCAGAUGAUUCAUGGCCAAUUCUGGAAGAUAACAGCAUCUUUCUAGCUAUGGAUCAAAUAUUGAGUGAUUUUGAUGCCGAUAUAUUUCAGCAAGAAAAUUCUUCAGUGUCUAAAAGUGGAUUUGAUGAAAUGCUGCCAAAAAAUAACGUUUCGUCAGUCUCGCAUGGAGCUUCAGCUAAUCCAUGUUCAGUCCAAGAAGAGAGUAUACUACUUACUAAAGAAAACACAAGUAAUUUUGAGUUUAAUUCAUUUCUUGAGAAGGAAAAUUCUUCACUAAUUCUCGAGGCUCUUGAAAGUUUAUGCCCAAUUUUAGAAGAAGGACGUCUUUUGUCAUCUAAUUUUGAGGAUUUGGAUCCGAACAUAUUUCUUGAGCAAGAAAGUUUACCUUUUGAGCCAUGCAAUUAUGGAGAACUACAAGGGCAAAGUCUCAACAAUUGCAAUGAGGGCAAUUUGUCCAACUGUUUUGAAGCUUCUGAUAAUUCCUUGCAACUUCUUGAUCAACAAGAAACUUCAGCAGUGGCCUCCCCCAACAUUGAUAAAAGAUUACUCGAAGAUCAACAAGUCAUCGGUAAGAGAAAGGAGAGGAAGCAUAAGUUGAAACGCGUACAAAUUGAUCAAGUAAAGGUUAUGCAACUCAAUGAAGAAGAUGGGCAAAUUAAUCAAGAAAAGGUUGUGCAACUCAAUGAAGAAGAUGGGCCAAUUUCAAAGAGGCAAGAGCAUAAUGAAAAGGAGAAAGCGCGAAGGAUGAUGCUCAAUACUUCUUACUUAGCCCUUGGAGCAUUGCUACCAGCUGAUUCUCGAAGAAAAAAGAAGAGAAGAAGUGCACCAGUAAUAAUGGAUAGAGUUCUUCAAUACAUUCCGGAGCUAGAAAUUGAAAUAGAGAAGCUAACUCUUAGGAAGAAAAAAUUGCACUCAAAAACUGAAAACGAGCAAAAUCCUUGUCAAACUCCACAAUUAGAACUUGAAGCUCCAACGGUUUCAGUACACGAGGUUGUAAAAGGUGAAGUGAUUGUACAGAUUACAUUGAUUCUUAAGGAUCAUGAUACCAAUUUCUCAAAACUAUUGGAGAAUCUAGAAGAAGAAGGUAGGAGCAUUAUGAGUGCCUCAACUCUUCAAGUUUGUAAGGAAAGAGUCUGCUACAAUAUGCAUAUACAGAUGAAUGGAAGUUCACUUGCAGAUGACUAUGUUGCCGUUUUAAGAGAAAAGAUAGUGUCAUUGUUAAGUUAAUACCUUUA